Messenger RNA from Coregonus sp. 'balchen', 8602 nucleotides. The record is from the annotation of a GenBank genome assembly. NCBI's taxonomy places the organism in Eukaryota, Metazoa, Chordata, Actinopteri, Salmoniformes, Salmonidae.
AUGCAUGCAAACGUCAGUCUGAAGAUGGAGAAAUCAAUCAGUGUAUUGAUCAUUCGGAUUAUGACUACAGGUAAACAAUACCUAAACAUUUGAACAAUCAUCUUUUAUUAUCUAUUUUUCCUCUGCAGGAAUGGUAUCUGGAGAUAGUGUGACUCCUGACAAGGAGGAGUGCACCCCCACUGAGGGAUCAUCAGUAUCUCUGUACAUAUGAAACAAGCAGCAGUAACAUCUACCUUUACUGGUACCAACAACACCCUAACCAGGCACCUCAGUACCUACUGUAUAAAGGAUAUAAAGGUGCCAGAGCAAAUAGUGUUGACCAUAUCUCUAAUCAUCUCUAUGAAUCUACAACAUCCCAAACGUCAACUACUCUCAUGAUUAAACAAGUAACACAGACACAGCUCUCUACAGCUGUGCCCUGAAGGACGGCCAGUGAUACAGAGUCUCUGAGAGGCUGUACAAAAAGUAGUACACUGAUAAAUAAUUUGAUUUAGAUGAGCUUGUUAGUCAUUUCCUAACCACAGUUCAUUAUCAGGCAGCAGAGAGUCUGUAGAUUAGAUUAUUGUGGUUAUACCUGUUGUUAGAGUAAGUAAAAACACAUUUAGCAUAAUAGGGGAAACUUGUAUUAUAUACAAAUUAGAGAAUAUUAUCAAAAUGGAAACCAAAUAAUUUGAAAAUGCAUUUUUCUUCCUGUUAUUCAUACACUUCAGAAGAUCCUCUGAAAAUGAGAAGUGUUGUGUUUAUAGGAGGAGCUAGUAUGAGAAUGAAACGGAGAGACUCAAAAUAGCAUGAAGGUCUUUCCUCAGUUCAUUGUAAGCUUCUCUCUCUAACAUUAACCAUGCUGUGCUUGUUCAACCUGUUCUUUUUAACAUUUGUGGGUAAGUAGAAUGCAUUUAACAGUAAUGAUAAUGUGUAAUUUCUUCAUUACAAGCAUGGAAAAACAACACACAAGCUAUGAACGGACAAAGAUAACUUUUAUCUGUAGUUUUCUGCAGUUGAUAGUUGUGGGGAUGGAAUUUUCUCCAACAGUCUUGAGGAGGAUGUGAUACAUGGUGGCAGUGUCAAGGUUUCAUGCAACUAUACAGUGUCUGGUGGAGGCAGUGUCUUAUGGUAUCACCAAUAUCCCACAUCUGCUCCCCAAUUUCUCCUCCUCAUCUCAGUGUAUUCUGCAUCUGCUGAGACAAUAGUUACUGCAGAACCACCAUAUCCUCGACUGUCAGUUAACAUUGACAAAGUGGCUAAACGAGUGGAUCUGAAGAUCUACUCUACUGACGGGACAGACUCUGCUCUGUACUACUAUGCUCUGAGGCCCACAGUGACAGGAAACCCAGAAACACUACAAAUACCUUCCUGUAAUAAAGUCCUACUAGUAAACACCAUAUAAUAGGCAAGCAUCUGCAUACAAAUGAUCAGAGAUCAUGUUCAUGAUUAUCCAUCAAUUAAGUCAUAUUUGUUAUUCACAGAUUAUAAUGUUGAUAUAAUGUGGGUCCAUUUACUGAAUAGGAGGAGCUAAGAUGAGAGGUGGAGAGAUGAUUCUCCUCUAACUGACUGGAACAGUGGGAUGUCUUAAGUUCUGCUUCCUGAUAACACACUGUUACACCCAUCACCAUGUUUCUCUACACAUUGUUUCUCCUCUCUGCACUUGUUGGUGAGUAUUAGUCUUACAUAACAUACUUUUAGUUUAUUCAAGGUAACUGUCAAAGUGUCAUUUGAAAAUAGCACUUCCUAGAAUAAAUGUAAAUGACUGAUUAUCUUUCCACUUGUAUUGAAUAUGACACAGGGUAUGUAAUAAUUUCUCAUGAACUGAAAAUGUUGAUCUAAACUUAACUUUAUUACAGGUGGCAGUUAUGAAAAUGUUGUUAUUCUGUCUCUCACUGUUCAAAUAAACCUACCAUUAAAAUUAUAGACUGAUCAUGUCUUUGUCACUGGGCAAACGUACAAAAUCAGCAGGGGAUCAAAUACUUUUUUCCCUCACUGUAACUUGUCUGUGUAUAGUCGUAUAUAAGACACCUGCUGGGACGGCCCCGGCAGAGCUCCUGGUCGACAUGUGUACAUAUGGUGCAUUGAGUUGGUUGGAACCUCUCCAGCGUGGUGACAAUAAACAAUGAUUCAUUUAAGAUUGACUUUGAGUGUCUCAGCUGGUAGAGCACGGCGCUUGUAACGCUAAGGUAGUGGGUUCGAUCCCCGGGACUACACAAAAAAAAAAAAAAAUGUAUGCACGCAUGACUGUAAGUCGCUUUGGAUAAAAGCGUCUGCUAAAUGGCAUAUUAUUAUUAUUAUUAUAAUUUCCAGGACAUGGUGAAGAUUUUCCAGGACAUAACAAUCUGUCUUUUGUAAUCAUACCAAACAUAACAUACCAUACUUAUUUGACUGUGCCAGAUUUACAUUUACUAUGUUAUGUCUAUUCUAUGAGACCAGGCUGUGUAUAAAGCGGCCAUAUCACAGAGCAGUAGCGAACAUACAGUUGAAGUUGGAAGUUUACAUACACUUAGGUUGGAGUCAUUAAAACUCGUUUUUCAACCACUCCACAAAUGUAUUUUUAACAAACUAUAGUUUUGGCAAGUCGGUUAGGACAUCUACUUUGUGCAUGGCACAAGUAAUUUUUCCAACAAUUGUUUGCAGACAGAUUAUUUCACAUAUAAUUCACUGUAUCACAAUUCCAGUGGGUCAGAAGUUUACAUACACUAAUUUAACUGUGCCUUUAAACAGCUUGGAAAUUCCAGAAAAUGAUGUCAUGGCUUUAGAAACUUCUGAUAGGCUAAUUUACAUAAUAUGAGUCAAUUGGAGGUGUACCUGUGGAUGUUUUUCAAGGCCUACCUUCAAACUCAAUGCCUCUUUGCUAAACAUCAUGGGAAAAUCAAAAGAAAUCAGCCAAGACCUCAGAAAGAAAUGUGUAGACCUCCACAAGUCUGGUUCAUCCUUGGGAGCAAUUUCCAAAUGCCUGAAGGUACCACGUUCAUCUGUACAAACAAUAGUAUGCAAGUAUAAACACCAUGGGACAACGCAGCCGUCAUACCGCCCUGGAACGAGAUGCGUUCUGUCUCCUAGAGAUGAACGUACUUUGGUGCGAAAAGUGCAAAUCAAUCCCAGAACAACAGCAAAGGACUUUGUGACGAUGCUGGAAGAAACAGGUACAAAAGUAUCUAUAUCCACAGUAAAACGAGUCCUAUAUCGACAUAACCUGAAAGGCCGCUCAGCAAGGAAGAAGCCACUGCUCCAAAACUGCCAUAAAAAAGCCAGACUACGGUUUGCAACUGCACAUGGGGACAAAGAUCGUACUUUUUGAAGAAAUGUCCUCUGGUCUGAUGAAACAAAAAUAGAACUGUUUGGCCAGAAUGACCAUCGUUAUGUUUGGAGGAAAAAGGUGGUUGCUUGCAAGCCAAAGAACACCAUCCCAACCGUGAAGCACAGGGGUGGCAGCAUCAUGCUGUAGGGGUGCUUUGCUGCAGGAGGGACUGGUGCACUUCACAAAAUAGAUGGCAUCAUGAGGAAGGAAAUGUAUGUGGAUAUAUUGAAACAACAUCUCAAGACAUCGUCAGGAAGUUAAAGCUUGGUUGCAAAUGGGUCUUCCAGAUUGACAAUGACCCCAAGCAUACUUCCAAAUUUGUGGCAAAAUGGCUUAAGGACAACAAAGUCAAGGUAUUGAAGUGGCCAUCACAAAGUCCUGACCUCAAUCCUAUAGAAAAUGUGUGGGCAGAAUUGAAAAAGUGUGUGCGAGCAAGGAGGCCUACAAACCUGAUUCAGUUACACCAGCUCUGUCAUUAGGAAUGGGCCAAAAUUCACCCAACUUAUUGUGGGAAGCUUGUGGAAGGCUACCCGACACGUUUGACCCAAGUUAAACAAUUUAAAGGCAAUGCUACCAAAUAUUAAUUGAGUGUAUGUAAACUUCUGACCCACUGGGAAUGUGAUGAAAAAAAUAAAAGCUGAAAUAAAUCAUUCUCUCUAGUAUUAUUCUGACAUUUCACAUUCUUAAAAUAAAGUGGUGAUCCCAACUGACCUAAGACAGGGAAUCUUUAACUAGGAUUAAAUGUCAGGAAUUGUGAAAAACUGAGUUUAAAUGUAUUUGGCUAAGGUGUAUGUAAACUUCCGACCUCAACUGUAUCCCUGAUAAGAAAUAUACAUCCGCAAUGUCCCGGACAUCGACUGAACUGAUCAUAUUUCACCUAAUCCUGACAGACUCAUCACUUUACUACUGUGUUCUCAGGGAUUGUUAUAACCAGUAUUGUUAUACCCUGUGAUACAUAUAAGACCCUGUACAAAAACAAAAUGCUUUGAUGCUGUGUGGAUCAUAAUUAAACAUCAAACCACAAUUUGAUGUCAUAAUGGCAGAGGUUGAGAUCAGAGAAUUGUGGUCACACCUGUGCUGUGUUCAAUCACCAGGUGUCAAGUUUUUCUCUGUCUUCAUAGUCAAUGAACUGUGAGAAAGAUGUAUUCUUCACUCUUCAAUCAGUGGUCUUCAAUUUCAAUUACCAUAGGCAGUUUUUUAAAAUUGGCUGCAUAAUCACUAGGGAAUUUGACAAAGUGCAAAAAUAUUAUAAUUUGUAGUUACUCCUCCUCACAAUUCACACUGCCUGGUGGUGUAGUAUGACAGUCAACCUGAAGGGGGAAACCUAACAAAGCGCCCUGAAUCUGAGGAUGUCAGACAGACAGACACCUCCCCAUGGUCUACUACUGCAUGUAAUACAGAACAACAUGAAGCAUCAACAGUAGGACUGAGGGUGUCAAAGCUCUGUGAUAGAUAGAUCAGCAUUGUUCUGCUCCUUACCUUUUACACUUCAAACUGACUGACUAGUCAUGAGAAACUGGCUGAUCCUGCAUGGUCUGGCUGCAUGCUGCUUUGGUAUAACAUCACUCUGUUCAUCUGUCUCUUUCUGUGCAUUUGUUCAUUUUAUUUAUAUACAUUAUUAUUAUAUGUUGUGAAGAUAUAUUUAUCUUUAUUUUCAGGGUGCAGAGCAGAAGAGAGUGUCACACAGCCAACAGAUUAUGUAAUAGCCGUAGAAAGACAACCAACAAAACUCAGUUGUACAUUUGCUACAACUGAUCAAUUGCCAUAUCUCUUUUGGUACAAACAACAAGCAAAUGGCAAGCCCAUGUUUAUGCUGAGAAAGGAUACAGUUGGAGUCGGGGAAACUGCUGCUGAAUUCAAGGAGAGAUUUCAUGCCCGUCUGAAUGUCACAGCAAAAUCAGUCCCCUUGAUGAUCCAGAGGGUGCAGAUGUCUGACUCUGCUGUGUACUACUGUGCUCUGAAGCCCACUGUGACAACAGGAGAAACAGCUCCCUUUCAAAAACUAUAGGUUUCACAUGUGUCCAUAGAAACAUACAGUACCAAUGAAAAGUUGGGACCAAAGCACAAUAUGUAUUUCAAUAUACUUUAUGUACAGUAGUAGACCUGAAUUAGAUACUCUGUAGGCUGCAUAAGUGUCUGUACAUUAAUUACAAUACGUUUAUCAUACUCACUUCAUGGAACAUUUAUGUAAUAGACAAUUGCUUUAGGCUACUUUUCAUUUCAUGUGAACUAGACGUAAGCUUUUCACUUUGGCUAAUGUACUGCAAAGAGUGCUUAUAUCUAAUAUUGACGAGGUAAUAUUGACCCAUACAUUUCUUUACAAUCUUUCCUCUCUCUGAACAGGCUCCUCCUUCAUGUCUGUCACUUGAUGGUGAUAUACAGGCUGAGAUGGACAUGGAAGAGAGAGAGAGGAUCUCUACCUCUUACUGUAACUCACAGUCACCCUCUGUGUGUUCUGCAUAACCAUGGUACUCUGUCUGAUCAUCUGGCUGGUUCUUGCUGUAUUCUGCUUCAGUAUGAUGGAACUUUUUCUCUAAUUGGUUUAUAUAAUCGUCAUCUAUCUAAUUUUCAUUUUUUAAAUCUUUCAUUAUCACUCACUUGAUCUUUUGUUGUCUUCCAGAGUGCUCAGGAGACCAUGUUCAACAGCAAUCAGGAGGUGUGAUUGCUACAGAAGGAGGACUGGUAACACUGAGUUGUCAAUAUAACACCACUGAUACUAAUGCAUAUUUAUAUUGGUACAAACAAGAAGCAAAUGAUGUCCCUAAACAUAUGCUGAGCUGUUAUUCUUUUGGAUCUGGAGACAACGCUGCAGGGUUCAAGGAGAGGUUUGAUGCAAGUCUAAAUGCCAAGACACAAUCAGUCCCCUUGACGAUCCAGAGGGUGCAGCUGUCUGACUCUGCUGUGUACUACUGUGCUCUGAAGCCCACUGUGACAACAGGAUAUACAGCCCCCUUACAAAAACACGGUGUGUGCAUGUGGGUGUGUGUCACGUAUUUUUUGUUGUGUGCCAUUUUGUAAGUAAAGGGGAGGUGUUACAUAAUUGAGGCAGAGGAAAGGAAAUGACAGUGAGAAAACAGGGGUCAUUCUGUCAUAACUAUACUUGUGUUCACUCUUUUCACUGUGUUAAAUAGCACUUACCAGAAUGAUACUGGGAUCAAUUUUUAUAUUUGCACAAGUGAGUUUUAUGCUAUUCUUCAUAUCCAAUCACUUUGAAUGUACUUACUGAAGACUGGAGUCAUAUUCCUGUGAAGGAUCCUUUGUCCAUUUUUAAUACACUUAACUGAAUAAUGAGUAGAACUGUAUGAUAAUUUCCUGAUAAUAAUUCCUGUUUUCAUAAAUGUUUUCCAGGUGGCAGUCAUGGGAAUGACAUUACUCCAACAACAGAUAAGGUGUUUGGGUUGGAGGGUGUUGUCAUAAAGCUGUCCUGUAACUACUCCUCUGCUAGUAAUCUCCAGUGGUAUCGACAGGACCCUGGAUCAUUGUAACGUAUAUGUCAGAAAGCAGGUGCAGAAGGUGAGUUUUAAUACUGAACAGCUACAAAAUAACAAACAUGGGACGCAUACUGAACAUGAGAGAAAAACCAAUAACACCUAAGGACUGAUGACAACAGAGGGUUAAAUGAAGGGGAAGUAAUGAGGGAAGUGAUGAAGUCCAGGUGUGCCUAAUGAUGGGGUGCAGGUGUGAGUAAUGAAGGUUGCCAGGUGUGCCUAAUGAUGGGGUGUAGGUGUGAGUAAUGAAGGUUGCCAGGUGUGCCUAAUGAUGGGGUGCAGGUGUGAGUAAUGAAGGUUGCCAGGUGUACCUAAUGAUGGGGUGCAGGUGUGAGUAAUGAAGGUUGCCAGGUGUGCCUAAUGAUGGGGUGCAGGUGUGAGUAAUGAAGGUUGCCAGGUGUGCCUAAUGAUGGGUGGCCAGGACCAAUGGUUAGUAGACUGGCAACGUCGAGCACCGGAGAGGGGGAGCGGGAGUAGACGUGACAGUCAUCUCCCAUCUUCCUGCUCCUCACUGGAGUGUCUUCAAACGCCUCUGUAGUGAAAGCUAAACCUGAAGACCCUCGACUGUCUGUUAAACUGAACGAUGAGAGAACCUGUGUGGAUCUGGAGAUCUCCUCUGCUGAAGUGGCAGACUCUGCUCUGUACUACUAUGCCCUGGAGCCCCAGUGACAGGAAACCCAGACACACUAUACAAAAAUCUGAAAUGAAAACACUGAACCUCCCCUAAGAGAAAAAUGUUCAUUAUUAGGUUAUCUUCAAUAGACAAAACAUAUACAUGUAGGCUGGAAAUGAACAGUGAAUUAUUUUCAAUAAACAAUAAUAUAAUGUUGAAACAAAUGAAAAAGUGAUAGAAAUUCAUUUGGUUAUCUGAAUAUGUUGCAUAUUUAUACUGUAGAUUCUAGAUAUUAAUAGGAAAACAAAAUAAACUGUAAAAUAAUGAAUUGCCUCAUGUUGAAUAGAUACAUUUUCUUACAGAUAUGCCCUUCAAGCAAUGUUUUCCCCUAUGACAUCACAGUAGACAGAUCAGGUCCUUUUGUCAACUCUGUUGCCCUAAAAUCAAGAAAAUAAAUGAUAAAUAACAUAGUUUUAUACAAUAUCCAAUAGCGGGAGACUAAGGUAAUCAUAUUUCAAUGCAGCCCUGCAUUGUGAGGAUGUGACAGUUGCAUCAAGCAGCAGCAAGAAGUCUGCUGUUACUUCUGCUCAUCUGACAACUCUCUGUAUUUUGGGGUGGGGCUUCAAAGGUUUGAGAAGAGAUGGUCCAAUCAAACUAGAAGUAGGAGGAUGUUUUGUUAGUAUACACAAAUCUUGCUGUGAUGUGUGUUAUCAUUUUAACUUCCAGUUUCAGCCACAAUGUCAAUCCUCACAUUUAUUUAGCUUUUAGUACUUGCAUGUAAGUAAUCUACUAUAAUCAGUACAUUUUUAUUGGUGUUAUUUAGAAUCAAAAGUGUUGAUGAGUUGAAAAUAGAUCUAUAACAGAGUAACAAUAGAAGAAUAUCUGGCAGGUGACAGUAAUGGUCAGACCAUUGAGCCAACCAGAGAGGAGGUGUAUGUUCCAGCAGGUAGCAAUAUUACACUUUCAUGCACCUACUCAUCUGCAGUCUCUCUUCAAUGGUAUCUCCAGGACCCUGGAUCAGCUCCUCAGUAUAUCCUGCUUAUCCUGCAUGGUGUUGGGUUUCCAUCACGGGCUCCAGAUCUGGAUCCUCGACUGUCAGUCAAACUAAAUGAUGAGAAGAACCGUGUGGAUCUGGAGAUCUCCUCUGAUAAAGUGCAAGACUCUGCUAUGUACUACUGUGUACUGAUGCCCACAGUGAAAGGAAACCUACAAACG